AUGCAGGAUUUACGUAUAUAUGUUGCAAUAUUUGAUCUAAAAUGGAGGGUUUGGCUGAGGGUUUUGUUCUCUAUUAAGAUUCGUCCUCGUAAACCCCAACAAGUUUGUCUAUUAGGGGCAACAGGAUCAGGAAAAACAUCUUGCUUCCUUGCAUUAAGAAAUGGCAAAGCAUCGGCUACUGUACCCUCUAUGGUGGAAAAUCGUUGCGAGCUAAGUUUAUUAAAGUUAGCUAAUAGUGUAGGGAAGGAGAAAAAGGAAGCAAUAAUAGCAGCAGCAUAUUCACGAGGAGUAGAAGCAGCAGCAGCAACAGCAGCAGCAGCAAAUGCAUGCAUUACUCGUCUUGCUGCUAAUGAUGCAUUAGAUGCAUCUAUUUUUCUUGUAGAUACACCUGGGCACCCUCGUCUAAGACCAGCAGCAGCAGCAGCAGCAGCAGAAUCUUCUAUCCUUAUUUUCUUUGUUGAUGCUGCUGAUAAACCCUCAUUCAAGGCUGCAGCAGAGCUUCUAUUUGAUUUAUUUUGUAACCCUAAGAUAAUAGAGAAGAAACCCUCGUUAUUAUUGGUUGUUAAUAAGACAGAUAAACCCGAGGCAAGAGGACAACAGGCGGUUAUUGAAGAUCUAGAGAGAGAAAUCGAGAGGGUUCGCGUAUGCCGUCAAGCAUCUUUAGAUGCAGAGGAAAGAGAAAACGCUCUUGUUGGUAUAGAAGGGCAUAGAUUUAUCUUAGAUGAUUGUCCUCUUCCCUUGUGUAUUUGUUCUGCUGCUGUUACUAUUGGUGAUUUAAGUGCUAUCCCUUACUUUAUAAUUAGACAUACAACAACAUAG
This is a messenger RNA of Eimeria maxima, 819 nucleotides long. Its product is annotated as signal recognition particle receptor subunit beta, putative. The record is from RefSeq and is a predicted model, not a curated record. NCBI's taxonomy places the organism in Eukaryota, Apicomplexa, Conoidasida, Eucoccidiorida, Eimeriidae. Bases 1 to 819 code for a protein of 272 amino acids. The transcript has 7 exons.